UCCAACAUCAGCAGUUCAGUACGCGGAAUUGUCGAGUAUUCGCACUCGUGUUUUGAAGAAUAAUAGGAUCAUGCACUAUCGAUCCACCCUUCUGGGUAUAUUUUCCGUGGCCGUUUUCAUUCAAAAUGUCAACGCUGGACUCUGGGGUAGAAGUUCAGCAGACCCUGCGCCCGAGCCACCUCGGAGGCGUAAAAAUUUAACUUGUGUUCUCUUUUUUGGCAAUGGAGCGUGUGCUUUCAAAUGCAGAUUGUUUGGACAAGGUGCGGAGGGCUACUGUGAUAACUUGCUGUGCACUUGCAAGUACAAUGAUGUCAUUUACGUCGAAGGAGAUAACGGUUUCGAGCCUGUACCGAAUUCGCUGGCUGGGAGGAAUACUUUCAUAGAGCCUGGAAGAGAAACUCCUGCGCCAUAUGAGGAUGAAGAUGCUGACGAUUUGACACCAGAAGAAAAUGAAUUAAAAAUAAAAUUGAUAACUAUGAUGACAUUCUCACCAAAACAUGGCUCAGAAUUAUGUCAGUUCUUAAGAGAGAACAAUAUAGACAUCGAUGACGUGAAAAACUUGAGCGGAAAGGAGCGGAAAUUGAACGGAGGCAUUUCGUAUCAGCCUGUGACAUCUCGAAGUCUUCAAUCUGGGACUGACAUUCUUACGCAAGGAAAUAGUAUAGCUACAAGGGUUCUUCAAUCAUUACCAGAAAGUUGUGAGCGACCUCUACGAGGCGGUCAUUUUCCCGCGCCGAGAAAAAGCAAUAGAUCAAACGGUGGAACUCCUCCAAGGAGGGAUUUGAAACAUCAUCCUAGGAGGCACAUAGAAGAUGAUGACGAAGACGAUGAUGACGCUGACGACAAACUUUCGUCGAAUUUAAGGUCAAAGCAUUUGCCAACCCAUCAUGACCCUCAUGGAAACUCACAUAGCCCAAACAGACGGCAAUUUACCCUGAAUGCGGAUACCAUGCGAACACCGUCAUUAAAAGUAACGACUCCAAAACACAAAAACGUAAAAAAUAAAAGUCCUCCCAAAAUAAGAAAAGUUCCGGAAAGACCGGGGAGAUUCUCGUUCACGCAUCCUCUUAAACGGUCUACAGAUCUUCAAUUAAACCAUGUAAACCCUCAAAAACCGGAAUUAAAAGAUUCUCCGAUUACACCACUACCAAAAUACACGGUUCAACCUGCUGUUGCUGAAAUAUUACCAGCGGCACCUUCAAAAGAUCCUGUUGCUGAGAAUCUAAAAACGGUUGCUCCGUCUGAAUCAACCGCUCCAAACCCUCAAGUGACAUCAAGAGGAAAGGAAGAGGACGCUGCUCCUAAAAUUGCUAAGCCAAUGCCUAUGAGACGCAGACGGAGGAAACGUCGAGUGACUCCAUCCGUACCGACUCCAUCAAAGUUGCCUCUGAAGGAACAGGAUCCUGAUAAAAAGACCUCUGAAAAAUCUAAUGCUGAGGAAGUAUUGAAACCUCAACCGCAAGAGGAAGGUGCACCUCAGACGAGUCCAGAACAAAACUCCGACAAAAGUCCUGAAAUUGUGAAUCUCGAAGAGUUACCAACUUCAAAAAUUGGAAUUGAAAAUCAGAGCGCAAGUGACAGCCCUGAAAAACCGGAUGUAAAGACUAAUGAGACGCAAGAGCGAACAGAUGAUAGACCGAACCAACUGUAUGUUGACAACUCAAGCGCACCGGAGAAUCCUGUGCCUAAACCCGAGGCGACAGAACCAGUCUUGAAAUCUGUUACUCCGAUAAGAAAUAGGUUAGAACAAAAUCCUCGGAAACCCUUAACUGUACAGAUGAAGCCUCCUUCUAAUCAUCAGACUAUGGAAUUGUUUGACGGAAAUGACACUGCACCUAACCCCGAGGUGACAGAACCAGUCUUGAAAUCUGUCAAUCCGAUGCGAAAUAGGUUAGAACAAAAUCUUCAGAAACCCUUGACUGUACAGAUGAAGCCUCCUUCUAAUCAUCAGACUAUGGAUUUAUUUGACGGAAAUGACACUGCACCUAAACCCGAAGCGACAGAACCAGUCUUGAAAUCUGUUACUCCGAUGCGAAAUAGGUUGGAACAAAAUCCUCAGAAACCCUUAACUGUACAGAUGAAGCCUCCUUCUAAUCAUCAGACGAUUGAAUUGUUUGAUUCAAAUAAACCUGAAGUUGACAGUGAUCCUUCGAACGAAAUGAUGCCACAGGAUGCAGCCAAUAACCAGACAACUAUGAAUCCUCCGGAUACCCAACCAGUUGUUCCAUCUUCGUGGGCCUGGCCUUGGCCCUGGUUCAAGGAGCCACCGGUGAAAACGUCUGAAGAUUUGCCUGAGACCUCACCGUCGUCAGAUGCUGAACCUCAGUCUCAGGAGAAAAUACCUGAUCCUGUACCUGAGAAAGAUUCGGAGAGAUCAGACGAGAAAAAACCUAAUCAGGAAGAAAUUAGCCAACCAUUAAUAGGUAGUCCAAAUACUGAAGAUAAUCCAGGUGAUCAAAAACAGCAGGAACCUCUGAAAGAAGAGGCGAACAAUGAACACAGUGUACCUGUGGAAGAAGAAACAGAGGGCAACCCGUCAUCUCAACAGGGAGAGACUUUUGCCACUCCUCGUGAGUCAUCCUUGGUAUCGGAGCAUCAGCCUGAAUCUAAUCAUGAAGUGGUUGACACACCAGCGGAGAAAAAAGCGAGUGACUCAGAUUUUCAAUCGGCAACCCCUGACGAGUCAAGUCUGGCUCAUAAUUCUCAGGAGCCAAGUUCAUCAAGUUCAGAACCGAAAGAGCAAAAUCCAGAGGAAGUCGGCGACGUUCCUAGUCACGCAAGAGAGAAUUCCUUGAAAUCCCCUGAGAACUUCAACAUAGAAGACAGUCGUAACGAUGGGAAACUGCCUUCAGAAAACGAGGAUUCUACAAACCAGCAGCCGCCUGAAGAUCUCGACACUAAAGACAGCCAUAUCAAGGAAAAACAGGGACAGUCCUCGGAGAAGGACCAAAAUAAUCCGGAGACAAUUCCCGAAAAACUUGAAGAGGAGGCAUCACCAAAACCAAUCGCAUCGUCUGAGACUCCAUAUGAGGCACCCUUGUCAUCCGAUAAUCAGCCUCUAUUUCAUGAGAAAGACACUCCUUCUCUAAGAGAGGAGGAUGCAAUUGCAUCGGGAAAUAAAACUUCAACUCCUAAUGAUUCUGAUUUAGGCACCACAAAUGAUAAACCGAGUCAAACAACUCCAGAGAGAAUAAAUGGGUCAACGAUGGAAGCUCUCGACAAGCAAAAUGAAGAUUUUGUCGACAGUCAGUCACCUAAAAAUCCAGACGCUGAAGCCAGUCUGGUUGAUGAGCAGAAAGAGCCCUCAAGAAAAGAGGAGGUGGAUUUGGAUCAAAUAAAAGAAGCGACCGGAUCAGAUGACUCAUCAGAUUUGAUUAAUCCUGGACAGCCUCAGCAAAACUCUCGAUCCAAAGAUGGAUCGCCCUUGAAAGAGUCUGACGCUACUGAUGAAAACAAGCAAGAUUCUGAAAGUCCUCAGCCCCCUGAAAGCCCCAACACUGCGAUCAGCUCUGAUGAACCUAUAAAGAAAGAGCUAGAUAAGGAGGAUGUAGCUCAAAAUAUAGAACCUGAGAGUCAUUCAUCUGAGCCUGAUACACCUAUUGAGUCAUCGUUAUCACCUGGUAUUCAAAAUAUACCGGAGGACAAGGACUCUCAGCCACGAAAGGAGCCAGUCAAAUCGGAUACACUUUCCUCAACUCCUGACGAGCCAAAAGCAAGUAAUGACCUCAAAGAAUCUCCUCAACCAAGUACAGAGCCUAGUGUUGUACCACCCCCGAAAGAUACUGAUACCACUAAGGAUAAUCAAGACUCCAUACUACCACAGUCUCCUACAAAUGACGACACUGGCACCAACCCCAAUGCCGAAGAAGGUCGUGAAAAUCCUUCAGGAGAUUUACCAGCCAAUAAAGAAAUACCAUCGAAAGAAGAGCCUGAGGUUCAGUCAUCGUCUGGCCUUCCACCAGUAUCUGCAUUGCCUAUUGAGUCAUCUUUGUCAUCGCCAAAUAUCGUAUCUCACCCUGAGGAGCAGACAAGUGAAUCUCAGAAACCGGCGGAGGAAUCGACGGACUCAAUAAACCCAAAAGCAAAUUCUGAGUCAAAGGGAGAUACACCGGAGACCCCUGAGUCUCAACCCAAAAUCAAAUCCGAGGAACACCCGAGCAAGAAUUCAGACGCAGCAACUAAGCCAUCUGAAGCUCAAGAGGAGAAAGACACUGGAACUGAGAAUAGAUCACAACCUCCUCCCAGUGAGGAUGGAGACAUUACAGAGCCCGAAGAGGAAAAAGUAUUAGAAGAGUAUGAGGACAACGACUCUGAUAAUCCAAAAACUCAAGAGUUGAGAGACACUGGAACGAAUAAAUUACCAUCUCCUUCUAGUAAGAAUGAGGGAUCUAACAUCGCACAGCCUGACGAGGAAAAAGUAUUGAACGAGUUUGAAGAUGACGACUCUGAAAAUCCAAACGAUCCGACAAGGCCUUCGAAGCGAGCGGCAAAACCAAACGCUGAAAAAAUUGAUGACAGUAUGAACAACCCUUUGAAGAAUCCUAUGACAAACGAGGAUAAUUCUGCAAAUCAUGAUUCAAAGCCUAUAGAAACACCAAAGACGCCAACGCAAGAAGAAGAAGAAAGAAAAUCAAAUCCAAAUGACGCAGAGAUCAAGCCCGAAAUGAAAUCUGAGGCAAGUGAUGAAUCGUCUAGACCUGUGGAAUUGCCUGCCUCUUCUGAUGAACCAUUGUCAUCGUUGGAUAUGCCGCCCCAACCCGAGGAGGAGAAAAUCGAUACCGAGCCAAAGGGGGAUUUGAACUCGGAUACAAGAUCUGGGUCCGAACAGGAUGGAUCAGAAACGCCAGAGCCCCAACGCAGAGUGGAUUCCGACGAAGGUGCUGAAAAGGAUUCAGACGCAAUACCAGAGCCACCUGUGACUCGAGAAGUUGGGGGUACUGGAGCUGAGAAUGAAUCACAACCCGCACCCAGUGAGGAUGGAGGACCUAGCACCUCAGAACCUGAAGAGGAACAUAUUGAAGAGGAACAGGUAAUAGAGCAAUUUGAGGAUAGCGACCCUGAAAAUCCAGAUGCUCCGACACAGCCUCUGAAAGAAGAGGAAACACCAAUCACCGAAAAAGAUAGCAGUAUCGGGGAAUCCUCAAAACAACCUGCACCUAAUGGAGGAAGUACUCCAGAUCAAGAUUCAAGUCCAAAGGAAGCUCCAAAGACUCAAGUGCAAGAUGAAGCAAGCAGCACAAAUCCUACUGAUGCCAAAAUCGACGAGAAACCCAAAGUCCAGGAACCUGUUUUGAGUGAAAAAAAAGCUGAGCCAGUACAUAAUGAAGAGGAUGCGGUAGAUCCGGAGCAUCCUCAAAUUGAGCAAGAACAAGAGGUACUAGAGUACGAAGACGACAGCGAGAGUGAUGCCAACGCUCAUCCUCUUACCGCAACAAAAUCUUUGGGUCCCUUAAAUGAAGAAAUUAUCCAACCUAAAGAAGUAGAAAUUCAGCAGAAACCUGAUGUGGAAGAGCAGCCUGAAGAAAUUGAACACGAGGAGGUAAUAGAAGACUUUGUCGAAGAUGGAAGCGAUCAUCCAUCUCCUGCGGACGUGGGAAGCAACGCUGACGAGUCUGAUGACAAAAUUAAGGAUCAAGAUAUUCCAAAGGAGGCGGAUGAAGAAAAUAAAGUAGGGGAACCAAUUGAAUCAGUGAACAAACCCGAAGAAAGUGCAUUUAAUAACCCAGAAGAAUCCUCAAUUCCUGAAACAGCUGAAGAGGACCCAAAGGAAGAGGCUUCCAUUCCUAAACAAGAAUCCCCUACCGUGGAAAACGCAUCUCCUGCUUCGAAUAAUUCUAUGGAGAUUUUAGAUGAAUUCGUACAUGAAACCUUCAUUGAUGACGAAAAUGAGGAUCUUGAGCAGGAUAAGGAUGGUAAGUUGAAUGAACUUUCGGACGAAAGUUUACCUCAGAAUAAUGCUGUGACGCCGGAAAAUCAACCCGAGGAAACUAAGAUGUUAAAUGCACCAAACAGAGAAGACGAUGAAAAUAAAAUGGAAGGGACUUCGAUGAAUAAUGAUAAAGAAGUUCCCGAUGACAAUGAAAAAGAGGAGAUUCUACACGAGUUUGACGAUGAGGAAGAAGUUGAUGAUGCCGAACCCCAUGAAGAAAAAGGAUCGUCAUCCCCUGAAUCAACUCCUGAAGCACCAAGAAAUUCUUCAAAAAAUGAAAAUACUUCUCAGUCCCAAGAAACAAGUGAUGCUUCACACAAUCUGGCGCCAACAAAAUCUGAUCCCAUGGGUGAUACCGCUCAACCAGAAAACCCUGCAAAAGAGGUAGAUAAUAAGAGUGCUUCCAAUUCUGACGAAGAGACGGUACUAGACGAAUACUCCGAACAAGAUCAAGAAGUAUCCACCGAGGACUUGGAAGAUGUUUUUUCAGGGCUUACAGGUCUUGCAGUUUUGAAAGAAUACGUACUGAAAUCAUUGAACAAGUGAGAUGCGACGAAGACAUCUUAUUAGACGAUUGUUGUACCCAAAUUAUCAUUGAAUGAUACAUGUAUUUUUAAUUUCUUGCGAUGUAUUAUGUAUUCAUAUAUUUUUAUGAAUAAAAUAAAAAAAAAAAAAAUGCCAAGGGUCCAAAAAUAAAUCCCGAAAGAGGGAUCCUAAAGAGGGAGUUACACUGGCUAACUGUACUGUCCCAGCAUACAAACUUCUAUUUAUUCCAAUAAGAUGGCAGAUUCUGAUUUAAGAAUUGUUUAUUUAAUUGAUAAUUUGCGCAAGUCCAUAGUAUUAUGUGUAGAAUUUGGACCGUGAACUGCAUGUCACUUGUUGCGUUUGUUCCCGAAUUAAUACUUUCAAAGAAUGAAAUACUCUUGCAUUCCAUUUUUUUCAAUAUCCUUGUAUGCCCUGAACUUGGAGAUUAGGUUAAACCUAGCACAUUUCAGCUUGUUGCGCCGUUCAAAGAUGUAUGCGAUUAUCAAGUUUAAUUAAUUCGGAGGUGAGAUCUGGGGACCUUUCUCUGGACAUGUUCAAAAAGUAGUUAAAUUUUUCUGAUUCAUAAUCACCCAUCAAAAAAAAUUUUGGAUGGAGCGCGAAUAGCAUAUUAUAUAAGACUGUAGCAUUUUACCGCUUGUACAUUACAGCCUGUGUCCAUCGACGAGCACAUCAGAUGACCGAUGCUCUCCAACAUUAUAACUUAUGUACCCAUGCAACCAUAAACCUACAUUCACUCCCUUCUCCGAUUGCCUGUCGUUAUUAUCUCAAUUUGUCCUUUUCUCUCAAUUAAAUCGAUUCCUGGUAGAUUGAUGUUAGACCUUAAGACCAACUUUCACUGGGAGACAAAAUACAGCUUUUCUUGACAAGCAGGGUGACUAACAAUUUUUUUCAGUAUUCAAAGGAUGGGUCUCAAUCUGCAUGAAAUCUCUAAUUCUGUAUUUUUUCCAUUCUUUAUUUUUUAAUUUUUUUUUUGGUGGAAAUAUGUUCUGUACUAUUGUAUGCUAAUUUGACUUGUACAUCAUCGCCCUUUUCCGAGAGAAUGAAGAAACGCUGAAACAUUUUUCAGUAAAAUGCGAGUACUGAACGUGAGUUUCGGAGAGUUUCGGCGUUUCAAAAAGGCAUACAAUUUAAAUAAAGACAAAAGGUUAGAGGCAUAGCACUUUUUUCACAAAUAAAUUAUCACAGAAAAAAAGGAAUUGAAAUUUUGGACUCACGCCCAAUUAUCACAAGUCGAUCCAUCUCUAUUGAAGGGGGAUUUUGCAUAAUGUGUGUACUCUUUGACGUGCCCUUCAGCAAGUAGAUUGCAGAUUGUGCAACGAAUUCCGAAGGUAGUUUUGUCAGAAAAUACAGGAAUUUAACAUAUGAUUAGAAUUAUCUUUAUUUAUAUUUUACAUUAGAUGAGUUCAAAUACUGCAGCAUCUCAUGUUUUUUCUGAUCCUUGCGACGUUCAUCUUGUUUGUAAACAAGAAUCUCAGUGAGCAGAAUAGUAAUUGAAACUGUGACUGCGAUUAAAUAAAAUAUGACGAUUCCUGCUAUAUGGUUCCAGCAGGCAACACCUGAGAACCUGGGUGCUGUCGUAUGAGGAAUUCGUCGAGAUAAGUACUUCCGAUGUAAGUAGUCCAUGAUACCAGAUCCAUACAAAUUGAAUAAUCUGAAAUCAGCGUACAACAUGAGAAAAAACAAAUGUCUGUACGAAUAUUUUUCUUUAAAGCAUGAUUUGAUAUCUGGGUUCAGGAGACAGUUUUUUUAAAAUAUUUUUUUGGUUAUUUAGGCUAUUUCAAAUUCAAGCUAUAGCGGAUUUUUUAUUUCACUCUCUUUCUGAACUUUACGUCAUACCAAUAGGGUAAAACAGUUAAUUAUUUCGAGUAAAAUGUUGAAAUAAGUGCUGCAAAAAUAAAAUGACAUUUUUUAAAUCACCCUCUGGUUCCUUACAAUCUGAAAUAAAAGAAAAUUUAACAUGUG
Messenger RNA from Bemisia tabaci, 8437 nucleotides. The record is from RefSeq and is a predicted model, not a curated record. Lineage: Eukaryota; Metazoa; Arthropoda; Insecta; Hemiptera; Aleyrodidae.